Dendronephthya gigantea is the source of this 3899-nucleotide messenger RNA. RefSeq lists its product as uncharacterized. The transcript is spliced from 23 exons. The coding region runs from base 90 to 3899 and encodes 1269 amino acids. Gene Ontology annotation, cellular component: membrane. The record is from RefSeq and is a predicted model, not a curated record. Gene Ontology annotation, molecular function: protein binding. Lineage: Eukaryota; Metazoa; Cnidaria; Anthozoa; Malacalcyonacea; Nephtheidae.
ACCUCUUCUCAAGAACAUGACGAAAACAUUCUUCGAAUGCGCCAUUACUUUCGUCAGAUAAAGACGAAAAUCAUUGGUUGUUUACUGAGAUGCCACUUGAUAGAUGCGAAAAAAAGUCGAAGAUUACGUUUGACAUAGUAAUACCUGGUGCUCAUUGUUACUUUGGAAUUGACGAAAUACAAUUCUCUAUUGAACCGUGUUUAACUUUCCAACAAGGUGGUUCUGCCUGGAUGCGAAAAUCCGGCAAAUUAUUCAAAACGUCCAAAAAGCAAAACAGCGAUGGAUCCAUCACUGCAUUCUACCACAGUCGCCUUUCAUCCUCACUCAAUCAUGGUUCUCCGACGAGAACACCAAGCUUCAUAGACGUAAUAUCUCCAGAUCUCGUAAAUUACAUCGUUUCGAAUGCCAAGCCCUCAAAUCACUCUGAAAUUAGCGUUGGAGCAAGAGUAUUUGUUGAAAACAAUCCGGACACUGCAUCUCUGGGAACCGUGAUUAUGAAAGAUGAAACCCCAUCAAAAUACAAGUUAACUGCACGACUUGAUUGCAAUGGUUCGGAUAUUGACGUUUUGAAUAGAAAGGUGUACCUUCUUCCCUAUCAGUUAGAUAGACAUGGUCCAAAAUGGCGAACCACAAAUCGCUGCCUGGAACAGUACAAAAGUUCUUGUGUUUUUUUUACGAACUCGCUUAAUUGGUUUGACGCUGCAGACUACUGUAAAGCACGUGGGGCGGAAUUAGGUAAAAUCUACUCCGAAGACGAAGAAAAAAAUUAUAAAACCUUGUAUUCAAAAAAUUUGCCAUUUUGGGUUGGCUAUCACGGGCAUAAACAUCGGGGGAAGAAAUUCGUAUGGAAUGACGACAGUGAGGAUGUCUUUAACAAACUGAGCAACAAGAGUUUAAAAAAUGGAUUAUCAGCCGGAUUAUGUUCACUGGUCACAAAAGAUCCAUUAUGGCAACGAACCAAUUGCAGCGAGGCUCAUUCUGUUUUAUGCACCCAGCCAGGGAGGCAAUUGAAGAUCCUAAAUUAUUGUGAUAGCAGGGAGGAUGUCCAAAAGCUCUCUUGCGAGAUUUCAAAAACUGUGCUGCUGAUCAAGAAGGCAGAACUUGACGCAGUUACUGACGAAAUGCCCGUCAUUAAAAAUAAAAACUGUUCUCAAUUGUACAUUUCUUCUAAACAUCACCUCCUCGCGGAAAUAAAGGCAAUGUGUCAAGGGAGACGUGAAUGCAAUAUAUCUGUAAAGUCAAUAACAAAUGAUCCAUGCCCGUUGGAGAGAAAACGCAUAAAUAUUGAGUAUAAAUGUUUGGUUCAGUCAAGAGGUUAUCCUGUGCUUGCAGAAAGAAAUUCCGCAUUCAGUCCAAGAGAAUGGAAGAAAUUUCGCGCAAGUUACUACAAAGCGGAUGCACGCAAAACCAUCUGGAAAGAAGCUAGAGCAAUCUGUGAAAUGGAAAGAGGAGCGACACUAGUUUCCAUUGAAGAUAAACAAGAAGAAAAUUAUGUGAUGAACCUUAUGAGUUCUAUUGGCCUGAAUGUUUCUCACAUUGGACUAACAGCAAAAGAAUACCCUGGAAAUUUCGAGUGGCUGGAUGGUAGCAAGAGUUCUUACAGGAAUUGGGUGAAUGACACCGUUAAGAGUUUUGCUGGUGAACCAAUUUUUGUUGCGGUUGGUUUUAAAGGUUGGCUUCAGUCAUUUGGAAAUUAUACAGCUGGUUUUAUUUGCAAAUAUACUCCAGGUGUUGGGGGUUGUGAUUUUGAAACUGGUUGGUGUGGCUGGAAGGAUACAUCAGCAGAAAGCUGUUGUCCCUGGAGCCGUUCAAAAGGCAUUGAUGACACAUCCACAAAAAGCACACUGUCCGGUGUCUACAAAACAGAGCAGACCUCAGACGUCUAUAUCUACCAGUUCCUAAAUGAAGAAAGAAAGGAUAUCUUCUUUAAAGUGGACAGACCGAAAGAAAUGAAUCGCCUGACGUUAUGUCUUUGGGUGUAUGUUGAUAACAAGAGUAUCAGUGGAGCGACUAUCGUUUUGUUUGGCAAAAAACUUGGGGUGAAAAUAUAUUAUGAGAAAGAUCUCAAAUUUGUUGUGGGGUUUUACGAUUGGAAUGCCACUACAAACGCGACAGUCUCGAUUGAUUCUUGGCAACAUAUUUGUUUUUUGAUUGAUACUAUUGAAAAUUUGUGGAGUUUCUAUAAAGAUGGAGGUUUAACAGAUAUUGCUUUGUCAAGAGUAUCAAAAUUUUCCUCCGACGCACUUGAUACCGAUGAUAAUCAAGUAUUUUUAGGUCAAGAGACAAAAUGUUCAUUUGAAUGCAGCAAUUUUAAGCAAUUUUUUGGAAAGAUGACGAAACCUGUCAUGUGGUCAAAAAUAAUCGAUGCACACGAAAUCCUGGCUCUUUCUUCUGGCUGCGGUAUAUUCCGGGAAGCUGGUGAUAUGGAGAUUUACAAAAACUCUGAACUAGACAUGCAUGCAAAACUAGUGGAUCAUGGUGAAUGCACUGCUGGGAAAGGCUUUCGACUCCAAUGUCGAAAAAUCAGCAACGCUUCAACCAUAACGUUUCCUUCCGCAUCAACUUUGGUUUCCCCCUGGAUGAGGUCAUCUCUUUACAGUGUUCGUGGCAUUUGUAUGAAUUUCACAUAUCGCCUACUGGGGCUGGAUUCUCAAAUUGCUGUUUGGUUUGAACCAAGAAAUACUGUCAAAGAAAGGCUGUGGUCCGUUAAAAGUUCUAGAAAGCACGAUUUGUGGAAGAAUGGUCAGCUUUCCUUGGGACUUGUUUCAAGUUUCAGGGUUCACGUAACAGCGACAUUAUGGUCCAAUCUAAGCGAGGUCAAGGUGGAUAACAUUUUCUUUACAGAAGGUUAUUGUUCUCCAGUUCCUAAGAAUGCCCAAGAAUGGCAUACACAUGUGGCAAAUAGUUCCUCGGGAUAUUUAACCUCACCAUAUUAUCCCUCAGUUUACCUGAACAACAUGAAACGUUCUUGGAAAAUUGAAGUACCUCAAGACCAGCGUAUCAAUCUGACUGUUUUAUUCAUGAAUUUGGAAGAUGCCAAGCAUUGCAGUAGAGACUCGAUUGUUUUCAAAGACACUUUUUUUUCACGGAAAUAUACCUCUUAUUGUGGUAAUACUUUUCCGGUCGGGUAUUUAUCCACGCGUAAUGUUGUUUAUGUGACGUUCCAAUCAGAUGAAUCUCAAGUUCGAACAGGUUUUAAAAUCCACUACCAAGCGAUAUCGAUUGACAAGGAUUCUUGUCAAAAGAACGAUAUCAUAGAUUGUCCAUCAACACUACGUUGCCAUCCUUUCGGCCUAAAGAAGUCAAAAAUAUAUGUUUAUGCUGAAAACGUAUUACGAAUGCCAGAUUACUUUCCAGAGAAAACAACAGCAAUAAAUUUUGAUGGCAACGCCUUGGUAACAUUAACUACAUUCGUAAACCUUACGUCUUUGGAAUUCUUAAGUAUUAGCGACAACAAGUUAAUCUCAAUAGAUGAGAAGACUUUUCAUGAUUUGACAUCUUUAAGGGCACUACGAUUACCUUCAAAUUUUCUUAAAGACAUACCAAGAGAUGUUUUCCGAGCGGUAAAAUCUCUCGAAAUGCUAGAUUUGAGUAUGAACAGACUUUACAAGUUGGACAAGACAUUGUUCCUUGAUUUGAAUUAUCUUCGAUUGCUGAGUCUUCGAAAGAAUCGAAUUAGACUUCUGGAAGAUGGAAUGUUUUCUAAUCUUCGCAAGCUUCAAUAUCUGUAUCUUGAUGGUAAUGAUUUGUCAAAUUUGGGAAGUAAAGUGUUUAAUGCAAACUCUGCGUUGAGAACUUUGAUAUUAAAAAACAACAAAUUAAAAAAAGUUAAAAAAUCGUGGUUAAGAGGAAAGUUGUCACUUGUAACUUUAAAACUCCAGAAUAAUAAAAUAAAAUAA